Molecule: messenger RNA, 1967 nt
Organism: Folsomia candida
Lineage: Eukaryota; Metazoa; Arthropoda; Collembola; Entomobryomorpha; Isotomidae
Product: galanin receptor 2a-like
Exons: 6
Coding region: 115-1059 (314 amino acids)
Biological process (GO): G protein-coupled receptor signaling pathway
Cellular component (GO): plasma membrane
Molecular function (GO): G protein-coupled receptor activity
Source: RefSeq, a predicted model, not a curated record
GGAAACAUUCUUAAAAAUGUUUAAAAUACAAUUUUAGGGGAAUUGCCAUUUAAUUCUCUUAUGUAUAUUAAACAAUUCUAAAUAACAUUUUCAAAAACAGGUACAUAUAAAAUCAUGUCGCUAAAUGAUACGUAUCCUCACGGAGCUGAGGAGGAGUUUGACGUAUACAAUUCUGCCACGAUCCGCGUCAUUUCAAUAUUUUUUAUCUGUUUAGCAUUUAUUUUCAUCGGGUUUAGUUUGUUCGGAAAUACGUUAAGUGUUUGGGUGCUUUUGAGAAAGAAGAAUAAAACGCCGAAUACGGUGUGUCUCCUCGCUUUGUCGGCGUGGGACGUUGGGGUGUGCAUAUUUUUGGCGCUGUUCGUCCUAACACCGGUAAUCUUUGAGGUGACCGAGACGCUGAUAAUAGUGGUGGGAAUAUUUCAAAUUAUGGGAGAUUUGUGUGUAAAAGGGUCUACUUUUACGACAUGUGCGAUAUCGAUGCAACGAGUCAUUGCAGUGUUUUGGCCACUAAGGUUUAGCCAGGUUGUGACCAUGAGUCGGACAUACAUCGUCUGCUUCGGAGUCAUCCCUGGUCUCCUGCUAAUUGAAGCCUUUACCUAUUACAAGCAAGCGACGGAGCACUUAACCCUGUAUUAUCUACCGGCUGGACUAAUCCUGGUUUUUGCAAAUUUGGCUACGACAAUUAAGCUUAUUCAGAUUCGCAAACAGCGUUCCACCAUGACUCGGAGUGAAGUCAAGAAUCGAAAAGCGACCAUAAUGCUGCUCACAAUAUCGGGAUUCCACGUGCUUUACUUGAUCACUGUUUUAUUGAUGGUCCAAACCGCGGGAUUGUUUGCAACAUUUUUUACAAUUGUGUACCUUAACCUGUUAGCAAUUAGGCCCAGCUUAAACGUAAUUAUUUAUUGCGUUUUUGGCCAACGGAUACGAGAUGGUUUUAAGAAGCUGUGUUGUUUUUGGGUGUGCCUGUGCAAAAGGGGGGAGAAUCGUGGGGACGUUGGGGGAGGGAGUACUUCUCAAGGGCAAGAAGGCAGUGGUUUAUCGGCCACUACGGGAAUUUAACUUCUUUCGUACUACAAAAUUUUUCAGAAAAGUUACCUUCGGUAUUCCUAUGUACUAUUUUAUCAUGUUGGGUGGUGUGGGCUCCGAUUCAGUACAAAUUUGGAGUUUGUACUUGCCGAUUCAGCAUUUUUUUAUGAAUCUGGUGAUGUGGCUAAUCCGACAUAGUUAAGUAGGUGAGCUCAGAUAGCAAAACGUCUUUCACCCUGCAUUAUAUACUACAAACUUACAGCUACAACAUUUCUCAAGAUGAUUGGUGUCCUUUUGCUAUUCUGCUUGGUGGGGACGGUGGUGGGUAGAGGACAAUCCGUGGAGCAAGUUAAUGUCCCCAGAUGACUUCAGGGACCUCUUGUGUAAUCGGAAUCGGUCCCGAGUGGAGUCUGGACUCCCUCAUCAAUCGCCAUGUAGGGAAUGUUUCAAGAGGGGCAAUGCCACUCGCCAUGCGGUCUUCUUCAUACGUAUGGUGCCGGUGCUAUACGAAUGUGGCUGGUGGGAGGAGUUCCCACAGCCAAGCAAGGGCGAGUAUUUUACCGCCCAUUAUGUUUGUACAGCAGAUGAGUGUGGAAUGCCCUUCAUCCCCGCUAAGUGGAGGCGUCAAGAUGUGUCCUGUUUUAUCCACCCGGAUUUACCAAGCCAAAUGGCUUCAGCAGUAACGAAGGACAUUUGUCUUUCUCCAGAAACGUACCUUCGCCAACGCACCGCCAAUAUGAUGAUUAAUUCCCCGUAUUCGUGGUGGUCCCAAUUUUGGGACCGAAUUUCGGUCCUCGAGGUAGACGACCAUUACUGAAAUGCUGGAUGUACUACCGGAUCGCCUCGAGCCAAGAACGCGAUCACGGAGGAGACAAAAUUACAAUUACAUUUAACUUAUGUGAAAAUAUUGCAAUAAAUGGUGGACCGAGAUUGUUCACAAA